CGCCUUGCAGAGUGAGGAUGUGGCGGGUAUAAAAGCCCCUCCCAGGCCAGCGGACUCCGUUUGGCAUCUGGGGACGCUUGGAGCUCUUGCCGCUCGGCCCAGCUUCUUUCAAAAUGUCUACCGUUCAUGAAAUUCUGUGCAAGCUCAGCUUGGAGGGUGAUCACUCUACACCCCCAAGUGCAUAUGGGUCGGUCAAAGCGUACACCAACUUUGAUGCUGAACGGGAUGCUCUGAACAUUGAAACGGCCAUCAAGACCAAAGGUGUGGAUGAGGUCACCAUUGUCAACAUCUUGACCAACCGCAGCAACGAGCAGAGACAGGAUAUUGCCUUCGCCUACCAGAGAAGGACCAAAAAGGAACUCGCAUCCUCAUUGAAGUCAGCCUUAUCCGGCCACCUGGAGGCGGUGAUUUUGGGCCUGUUGAAAACACCUGCUCAGUAUGAUGCUUCGGAGCUGAAAGCCUCCAUGAAGGGUCUGGGGACAGAUGAGGACUCCCUCAUUGAGAUCAUCUGCUCAAGGACCAACCAGGAGCUGCAGGAAAUCAACAGAGUCUACAAGGAGAUGUACAAGACCGACCUGGAGAAGGACAUUAUUUCCGACACAUCUGGUGACUUCCGCAAAUUGAUGGUUGCCCUUGCAAAGGGUAGACGAGCAGAGGAUGGCUCUGUCAUUGAUUAUGAACUGAUUGACCAAGAUGCCCGGGAUCUCUACGAUGCUGGAGUGAAGAGGAAAGGAACUGAUGUCCCCAAGUGGAUCAGCAUCAUGACUGAGCGGAGUGUGUGUCACCUCCAGAAAGUAUUUGAAAGGUACAAGAGUUAUAGCCCUUAUGACAUGUUGGAGAGCAUCAAGAAGGAGGUCAAAGGUGACCUGGAAAACGCUUUCCUGAACCUGGUUCAGUGUAUUCAGAACAAGCCUCUGUAUUUUGCUGAUCGGCUGUAUGACUCCAUGAAGGGCAAGGGGACUCGGGACAAGGUCCUGAUUAGGAUCAUGGUCUCCCGCAGCGAGGUGGACAUGUUGAAAAUUAGGUCUGAAUUCAAGAGAAAGUAUGGCAAGUCCCUGUACUACUACAUCCAGCAAGACACCAAGGGCGACUACCAGAAAGCGCUGCUGUACCUGUGUGGCGGAGACGACUGAAGCCCGAAAUGGCACGAGCAUCCAGACGCGGUGUCCCCUAUGCUUCCAGCUAAGAGUUCUAGAAAAUCAGCUUGCAGCUAAUAGCCUCUUAUACUCAUCCCAGUGAGGAUGAUGUCAGCAUUGGUCCCCCUACCUUAUUUUAGUGGCCUAAAUGUUGCCUGGCUUUCCGCCGAGUCUAUCCUUUUAGCCAAAGAAUGAACAUUCCAAGGAGUUGGAAGUGAAAUCUAUGAUGUGAAACACUUAGCCUCUUGUGUACUGUGUCAUAAACAGAUGAAUAAACUGAAUUUUUACUUUAGAAACAA
Messenger RNA from Choloepus didactylus (southern two-toed sloth), 1435 nucleotides. RefSeq names its product annexin A2 (gene ANXA2). The record is from RefSeq and is a predicted model, not a curated record. Bases 114 to 1133 code for a protein of 339 amino acids. Gene Ontology annotation, cellular component: cytoplasm. Gene Ontology annotation, molecular function: phospholipase inhibitor activity; calcium ion binding; calcium-dependent phospholipid binding. NCBI's taxonomy places the organism in Eukaryota, Metazoa, Chordata, Mammalia, Pilosa, Megalonychidae. The transcript has 13 exons.